AUGGGAGAAGACGCCCCGCAGGACACCCCGCAGAAGCAAUGGUGGGAGGAGUUCCCUGAGCCUAAGGCCGAAUGCCCUCGAACAGACCCUUCAAUUGUGGCAAAGCUUAUCGAGGUGAACGCAGCUUCUGGAAAGAAUGCCCACAGGGACUUCUUGCUAGUUGAUGUUCGAAGGACAGACUGGGAGGGCGGCACUGUCGCUACAUCCAUUAAUCUCCCUGCUCAUACGUUAUACCAGACCCGUCCUCAGAUCUACCAACUUGUCAAACAGGCAGGCAUCAAGAGAAUCAUCUUUUAUUGCGGAAGCAGCAAUGGUCGAGGCCCACGAUGUGCUGGUUGGAUGCAGGACUACCUCGAUGAAGUUGAAGAGACAGAGAUCAAGGCUGAAAUUCUGAUUGGAGGUAUCAAGGGUUGGCAGAAGGCCUAUGCUGGCCAGUUGAUGGACUCCUAUGACGAGAAGGCCUGGGAGAAGAAGGAGUAA
Fusarium subglutinans is the source of this 480-nucleotide messenger RNA. Its product is annotated as arsenate reductase (Arc2). Bases 1 to 480 code for a protein of 159 amino acids. Gene Ontology annotation, cellular component: nucleus; cytoplasm. Gene Ontology annotation, molecular function: protein tyrosine phosphatase activity. The transcript is spliced from 2 exons. The record is from RefSeq and is a predicted model, not a curated record. Lineage: Eukaryota; Fungi; Ascomycota; Sordariomycetes; Hypocreales; Nectriaceae.